AUGGAUGGUUUAUAUGCACAUGUCCUCCGCCCCUUUUUCCUUUCCGCCUUUGCGCCACCACGCUUUUCCUCGUCCAACAUGUGCCACUUCAUCCGCAUCAGCUGCAGCAGCUGCCACAUCACCAUGAAGCGCGAUCCGGUCAACUGCGGCCACGGCCUCGCCGUCCUGGGGCCCUCGGGCUUGAUAUUCGAAUGCGCCAGCAGUAAUAGCGGCGAUGCCGCCGACUCCGAAGACGUUUUACGCGAAGCCGGCAUGUGCGAGGCGUGCGAAGAGGAAAAAGCGAGCGAAAAUGAAAACGACUCCAACGCCAGCAGCCCGCUGCUUUCCUGGAAGCGGAAACAAUCACCUUGA
This is a messenger RNA of Exserohilum turcica Et28A, 351 nucleotides long. RefSeq lists its product as uncharacterized. Bases 1 to 351 code for a protein of 116 amino acids. NCBI's taxonomy places the organism in Eukaryota, Fungi, Ascomycota, Dothideomycetes, Pleosporales, Pleosporaceae. The record is from RefSeq and is a predicted model, not a curated record. The transcript has 2 exons.